AUGUCUGCUAGUGAUCCAAGCUUACCAAAUGGUGCAAAGAAGCCCAAUAGACCAGGAGCUGAAAGAGGUCCUGGCAUAAAUGCCAUACAAAUAAACGCUGCGAGGGAAAUGCAUGCAAUGUCGAUUCGGGGCAGAAACCCUCGCAACGCUAACACUACCAGUGGGUCAUCUAUACUCACGAGAACUACAAUCCCAGUUGAAGCUUCGCAUACCAGUACGUUUGCAACACCAUCGGCACCAGACACUACGAUUAAUAAAUCGCCGAAGAAGAAAAACGAUAUACCACACCAUGUGUGUAACAACAAUCCAAAUAACCCCAAUUGCCCACAUUGUGGGACUGUCAUAAUUCCAUCUCCAAGAGCAACACUGCCGUUAAAGGAUAGUCCAUCCAUUACCGUUGCUGAUACUUGGAAAGUGACCACGCAGAAAAGACCAAUUUUAAAUUCACAGGAGCUAGAUGAUUGGGAAGCCAAUAAGUUGCAGAAAUUGCCUUUGCCAGAGAUGAUAUUUGGAAAUAAUUUUGUGCGGAUAGAUAACGUCAAGAACGGAUGGUAUAUAGAAUUCAAUGCGUUAGAUGCCUUGAGACAAGUUAACCUAGAAGAUACCGGGUUGCGUGUGGCUCAUUCUAAAGUAUGGAUGCAAUCUAAACAGAAACAACAACAACAACAACAACAACAACAACAACAACAACAGGAAAAGACCUCAAGCAGUGAAUCCAGCUCCGCUAACCCAUUAGAGAUUGCACACCCAUAUGACUGGACAUAUACAACAUUAUACAAAGGUACGACUCCUACAGACGCAAAAUUACCCAAAUUUGAAGAAGACAUCGGUGCUGAAUUGCCUAUUGAUAAACUAUCAAGACCUGAUAAAAUCCUGUUUUUUGAUGAUAUGAUAUUAUUUGAGGAUGAAUUAGCAGAUAAUGGUAUUUCUGUUCUCAAUGUAAAGAUAAGGGUAAUGCACGAGAGAUUGCUGCUCCUGAGCCGCUUCUUUCUCAGAGUAGAUGAUGUACUUGUACGGGUAAUUGAUACGAGAGUCUAUGUAGAUUUCACAGACAAUAUUGUUAUUCGGGAAUUCAAGAAACACGAGUGCCAUUACAACGAAUUACUCGCCAAACAUCAAAGAAGUAACAAGAAAACCUUACAUGAUCCAAAAGCUGCCCUCAGAGAUAGCAAUUGGGUAGUAGAACAUACGCCUCUUAUCGAACGCAAAGCCGAAAUUAUACACUUCUAG
Messenger RNA from Nakaseomyces glabratus, 1230 nucleotides. RefSeq names its product Tip41p (gene TIP41). The record is from RefSeq and is a predicted model, not a curated record. NCBI's taxonomy places the organism in Eukaryota, Fungi, Ascomycota, Saccharomycetes, Saccharomycetales, Saccharomycetaceae. Gene Ontology annotation, cellular component: cytosol. Gene Ontology annotation, biological process: TOR signaling.